Messenger RNA from Podarcis lilfordi (Lilford's wall lizard), 9873 nucleotides. Lineage: Eukaryota; Metazoa; Chordata; Lepidosauria; Squamata; Lacertidae. The record is from the annotation of a GenBank genome assembly.
GGCCUAUUUCUGUGUAAUGUUCCCCACACCUACAGGCAAGAUAUAAAAGUUCGAAGUCUCGGGAAUCUUAUUCCAUUUGCUUCUCAGCUUCUUCCCCUUAUCUGAGAGAAAAAUGAGCGGACUCGUGAGUAUAGCUGGCAGAAUCCUUUUAGCAAAAAUUAAUAUAUUUAGGUGAGGUUGUGAAUUGUCUUUGUAAGGGUGGAAAUUCAUAGCAGGUGGGGAUUCACCGCAAGCUAGCAUCUCUUGGAAGGAGACAGGGACCUUUACUUCACAUUUCUUCACAUUUUACUUUACAUUUUGUGAAUUUUGAAAGAACUUGCUUUGGUUUUGAAUGAACUCAUUUCUGUAACUACAGAACGAUUUUCUGACAGCAAAGUAGGAUUAUAUUGUUACACACCACACCUGGGUUCAGAUUCCUUGGAAAGAAGGUCAGCAGAGACUGUGAUGUCUUUAGCAUAUUUGGUUUUAUUUACACAUCUGUACAGCGUGAGCAUAGGAUGGAGGGACUCAUAGCAUCAGCACCCCAACAGAUCUUGCUUCUCCAUGAGUCACAGCUUUGGAUUCAGCACAGAGCAAGCAGGUCUCUGUGUCUCCAGGCUGCUUCCAACUCAGUUCUGUCACACACUCUCUGGCUACUGUGCUCCUACCUAGCAGCUAGGUGAGCAGGUGAAGGACAGGCCCACUCUUCAGCCUAGAGGCCCACCAUCACUUGUUGUAGUUCUUGCAACCUGGCUCAUUCUUUUGGGAUGCUGAUGAGGACACUUAAGUGGCCAGCUGAGGUCGCCGGCUUCCUCAAAAACUUGCCUGUCUAGCUCAGCAGCAGAAUCCCCUAUUGACCCUAACCCUCACUGUAUACAGGCCCCCAUGUUUGGAAGGGACUCGGGGCACUGACCCCCUCAAACCCACAACACAAUCAAAACUUUGAACGUCAUGGAUGUUUAAACUGAAAAUAUGACAUGUCUCUUGCAGGGUACAGGAGAUCUGAGAUCCAGAGAAGGAUAAGAGAGGAUCCUGAGACUGGGGCGGGGGGGGGGGGGAGCUCUUCCACAGGCAACCUUCAAUUUGGUGUGUUAUUCCAAGGCCUGUGGAGGUUCAUAGUAUGGCAAAUUGGAGCAGGGCAUUCUGCGUGGUGGCCCCCUGACUGGGGAAUGGACUUCCACCCACUGAGGGGCAACAGGCACCUUCCUUUGCUGAGCUGCCACUGGCUGUUGAGAACUCAGGCUUACUCCAGCCUCUGAUGCCAGCUGAAUGAUUCCUAGCUACUGAAAUCAUGAUGUGUUGCCUUUACUAGACUGCUUUGAUUGGAUGUAGCAUUCCUGUUUUGCACUGAAUUCCUUGAUUGUACACUGCCUGGGUAAUAUUUUGAUGAGAGGCAGUUCACAAAUAUUUUAAAUAAAAAGCCAAAAAGUGAGGCAUGUCUUGGGUAGAUUCUCUGAAGGCCCUGCAGGGGUCAUUCAGUGACCCCCCCCCCAUUGGACUGGUGGGAACAAAACGCAGCCUCUUUGUGGGAGUUGGGAAGAAUAGAGCUUCUUGUUCUCCUCUUCAUUCCUUGGGGAAAUCCCAUUCCUCUUCUAAUACCAGCAUGGGGCACUGGUAAUAUUGCUCUCCCAGGGCAUUGACAAUCCCUGAAUGCCACAGGGAAGCUGACCAUGUAUGGAAUUGUUGUGCAUUCACUUGUGGUGCUGGGAGCUUCAUGUGAAAAGGAUCUAGGAGUCUUGGUUGACCACAAACUUGACAUGAGCCAACAGUGUGACGCGGCAGCUAAAAAAGCCAAUGCAAUUCUGGGAUGCAUCAAUAGGAGUAUAGUAUCUAGAUCAAGGGAAGUAAUAGUGCCACUGUAUUCUGCUCUGGUCAGACCUCACCUGGAGUACUGUGUCCAGUUCUGGGCACCACAGUUCAAGAAGGACACUGACAAACUGGAAUGUGUCCAGAGGAGGGCAACCAAAAUGGUCAAAGGCCUGGAAACGAUGCCUUAUGAGGAACGGCUAAGGGAGCUGGGCAUGUUUAGCCUGGAGAAGAGGAGGCGAAGGGGUGAUAUGAUAGCCAUGUUCAAAUAUAUAAAAGGAUGUCACGUAGAGGAGGGAGAAAGGUUGUUUUCUGCUGCUCCAGAGAAGCGGACACGGAGCAAUGGAUCCAAACUACAAGAAAGAAGAUUCCACCUAAACAUUAGGAAGAACUUCCUGACAGUAAGAGCUGUUCGACAGUGGAAUUUGCUGCCAAGGAGUGUGGUGGAGUCUCCUUCUUUGGAGGUCUUUAAGCAGAGGCUUGACAACCAUAUGUCAGGAGUGCUCUGAUGAUGUUUCCUGCUUGGCAGGGGGUUGGACUCGAUGGCCCUUGUGGUCUCUUCCAACUCUAUGAUUCUAUGAUUCUAAGGUAGCAGAAGGUUCAAAGCUACCCACCCACAUUGACUUCACUGCCAUUAGCCCAAAAUCAAACCAUUGCUUCCCAAAGUGGGUGGUAGUGUCUGGGGGGGGGGGUUACCUAGGGGGGUGCAAAGAGGCAAGGGGCUGGCAGAGGAUUCCUGGAGAUGUUAGUGACUCUUAGACUUUGAAAAGUUGGUUAUCACUGGGUCUAGUUCAUCCAUUUUGUUGAAUUAACUAAAUAAUUUUAAUUGACUUCUGAACAAAUGUGCCAUUAAUUGUGUCUGUUUUGAAUUCUAUUGUGUUAUUACCUUCCUCAGGGUAGGGUAGGGGGCCUUGGGAAUGAGGUUAUGGAACCAAGGGGGCAGUGACCCCUAAAACUUUGGGAACUACUGCUUUAAAUGGAGCCACUUCCAACUGUGAGUUUGCUGUCCUAUUUUAUCUUGAUGGACAAUAUCUUCCCCCUCCCACUUUUAUUUCAACAGGCUGUAUUAAUCGCUGUUCUGGGGGUCUUCUGGAGCCCAGCUUUUGCCACUUUCCAGGUAAACAGAAUCAUCUCUUUUUCACCAUGGCAACACUUCAAAUGACGUAACCAUUGUGGUGGUAUUUACUAUACUGGGGCUGUCGUUUUAUUUAUCCCACUGCAUGUAUGCCCUACACAACACCAGCAUGCAAAAGUGAGCAGAACCCCUAAAAUACUGUGAAAAGUGGGACUGGCAGAAAUGAAGCAAAACGUAAACAGAUAAGAUAGAAGUACUGGUGGAUUUGCACAUCUAAGAAUUGCACCUUAUUUUGGACAGGGUUGUAUCCUGCCCCUCUGAAAACACAGGCACACAGUUUGGAGGCUCUCAGUUUGUUAGCAGAGAAUGGCAGUUAGAACAUAUUACUCUGGUAUUGUUCAUUUUGCAUUGAUGAUCUGUUAGCUUCAGAGCCCAGUUGAAGAUAUUGUUUAUUUAUACCCCUAAACUGGUAUAAACUGGAUGUGGGUGGCGCUGUGGUCUAAACCACUGAGCCUAGGGCUUGCUGAUCGGAAGGUCGGCGGUUCGAAUCCCCGCAAUAGGGUGAGCUCCUGUUGCUCGGUCCCUGCUGCUGCCCACCUAGCAGUUCAAAAGCACAUCAAAGUGCAAGUAGAUAAAUAGGUACCACUCCAGCGGGACGGUAAACGGCGUUUACAUGCGCUGCUCUGGUUCGCCAGAAGCAGCUUAGUCAUGCUGGCCACAUGACCCAGAAAAAUUGUCUGCAGACAGGACUUCCGGGGUGGCGCCUCCGGAAAAUGGCGGAAUUCCCUUCGGACUGAAGGGAACCCGCUGCACGGAGGCUUGGGUCCUGCCGCUAUGGCGCAGCGGGGACCCGCAAAAACCACAGGCGGAAGAAGCCUGUGGACGUGGGACUCGGCGGGCACCGAGAGCGCUCUCCCCUGGUACAGGAGCCCGGCAACGGGCCCGGAGUGGGAGGUGCGUGGUGCUGUGAGUCGACUGCUUCCUCCGUGCAGCAAAGCCGCACUGCCGUUAUCGGAGAGCGCUGCCUUUUCCUGGACAAUUUGGCAUCUAAAAUAUCUAUCCGUGAGUACCUGAUCUUGGAAGAGUUGAACCACUUUUAAGACUGGUGAAUAAACAAAUAAUAUUGGACUUGAAAUUGAACUUAAUUGGGACUCGGAAUGGGAAGGUCUAAACAGGAAGUCGCCUUCCGUUCUUUUGUUAUGUGAAGAAAGCAAAGACAAAAUAUACUAAAGCUUGAAAAUUAAAUUCUAAGAGAACUAGAAUUCAACAUCUAAGAUUUCUGAACCCCCUUGACUGCAGGAGAAGAAGGGGGUUGUAUUUGACUUUUCAAUGCUGCGGAAGUGAGUUUAAAAUAAAGCAAUUUUCCACCGCCCUGAACCAGGAGCGGGCUGUCAGAAUUGACGUUCUGAAGUUUAUCCAGCUCGACAGUUAGUUAAAAGAAGGGUAACAUUUUGAUUCUACUGUUGCCUCUUGAAUUUGGAAGGGGGAAUUUUGGAUAAAGUGUUUCUGGAAAAGAAAGAUUGUUGCUGUUGCUUUUAUUCCUUUAAAAAAAAAAAAUUUCCAUCUAGUGGAAUUUAGUGAAAUUGCAACGCAGAGAGAUUAAAAGAGAAGGACUAUUGGACUAUUGUCGUGGGAAAGAAUUUUCUUUGACCUUGAAGGACAAUGCUAGUACAAAGGCUUGAACAAUUGUUCCUGGAAGGUUUUUCAAAACUAAGUGCCCAGCUGGACCAGAUGCGUCAGGAGACGACCUUGAUGAUGGAAGUUACCAGAGCACAGCAGCAAACAAAUGAAAUUCAGUUAAAGGCUAUACAAGCAUAUGAACCUGCUGUAGUGACGGAGGCUUCAGAGAUGGAGGGACCUUUGGACGGGCAAGAUCAGCCUUUGAACUUGAUAAAUGAACUUGGGACAAACCAGAUUCGGAAAGAUGAAAUGUGGUCAGAUUUGGAAAUGGGGGAUGGAUCGACCCCUCCAUAUGGUUAUUUGGACCUUCCGAGUCUGGUGAUGGGCUAUCAGAGGAUUGGAGUAGCCGAAGUCUCCAAGCUUUGUGGAAAUUUGAAGUGGUAUUAUUUGCUGUCUGGCUUGGGCAAUGGGUUUGGGAUGGACUUGCUGCAAAGGGUCAAAAGCAUUUUCUUGCUGGAGCAUCCACGACUGGAAAGGAAUCAUCAACAAGAGUGGCGAAAGGGGCAAGAAAGAGACUUGAGGGCCUCGGAUACGAGACAACCAGGUUAAGGAGCCGGAUUAUCGAGGUUAAAAGGACUGACAAUCCCGGGUCCAGGGGAGGGGAGGUUGGAAGCUGACUGGACUGAAUUUGACUUAUUAUUUUUUCUUUUUAUUUUUUAAUAUUGGGAAUGCUUACAAAUGUUUGAAGGAUGUUGAAUGAAAUUACAUGGCUUAAGUAAGGAUUGGUAAAUGAUUCGUAAAAAGGUAAUGAUGCAAGAAUUUGGUAAAUAUUGAAUAUAAGCUAUGAGUUUUAAAGUUUUUAUAUGACAAGAGGGAAAAUAGAAUAAGGAAACGUAAUGACAGAUUGUUAUGAAAAAACAGAAAGGAUUUGCUGUAAAAAUUAAAAAUUAAGAAACAAAAGAGGGGAGGAGGAGGAAGUCUAGAAAGGAAGUCAAUAGAGAUUGUAAAGGACUUUAUAUUUUUGUUUUUCUGUUUCUCUUUUUUUUUCUUUGCGGCUGGGUUUUCUUUUCUUUUUUGUUUAUGUACUAUUUUUGUUUUUUGUAUCCCCCAAAAUUUUUUUUUGGAAAUUUUUGUUGUUAUUCUUUGAAAAUUUAAUAAAUAUCAAUUAUAAAAAAAAAAAAUGAAAUUGGAAAAGUGCAAGUAUGUGCCUUCUAACUACUUGAAGAUGGCCAAGAAAUCUCACCUUGUCAACUGCCAUACCAUCUACAGGCAAAUAAUAUUAUAUCCAUGUUGAAUAUUUGUUAUUUCUUUGCCAGAAUAUUAAUCAGGGAUUGGCAGCAAAUUUACAGAAUUAAAAUAAAGGCUUUUUAAAGUAAAAAAAAAAUAAAAAAAAAAAAAUUGUCUGCAGACAAACGCCAGCUCCCUCGGCCAGUAAAGUGAGAAGAGUGCCACAACCCCAGAGUCGUUUGCGACUGGACUUAAUGUUCAGGGGUCCCUUUACCUUUAAACUGGGAAUCAGCUCCCUUGAGGUUCAGCAUCGAAGCUCCUGUCACAUGGGCAAGUGCCUACCUCCACAGUAAUGGUAGUGCCAACACUGUGGCAUGCCUCUGCAGUGGGGACCCUCUGCCUCCCAAUACUGGGUGCUGUUAGAAGUCAGUUUAAAACCUGACCCUUUCAAGGAUCUGUUGGUUGCUUCCCGAUGCUGCAAAGAGAUCAUUGCCCCCACUGUGCUUAUUAUUUGUGUUUUUCAUUUUUGCUCCAGUUUUUCAUGCAUUUGAUGGGGUUUUUUCCUGCUGCUGUGUACUUUGGCAUACUGCCUAAUAAUGGGGUUCUUUUAAAUGAUUAUCUCAUUAGUCACUUUGAUUUUUUAAAAGAAAGUUUAAGUGAAUUACACUUUUUUAAAUAUAUAUACUUAAAGCACCCUUACUUAUGUCAUACUUCACAACAAGGAAUAUGUAAAAAAUAAUAACAACAAUUUGGGGGGCUAUAUUUACUCUCAGGUCUACAGAAUCCCAAGCUACAAUGGUGAUUAUGUCCAGCAGACCGUGUCCAUAGAUAAUGAGAAUCAAGUGGCCAACAUCCACGUCUAUGGAGGACUCUGCUCUUCAGAUACCAUUUUUGACUACAAGCAUGUAAGUCUACCUGUUUGUGUCUCACUACAAUCUUCUGGGGUCCUCUGCAAAAGAGACUCAGGUGACAGAGGGUGGAUCUGAAGGCAGGUGGAGCCACCAUCUACCUUGUUGCAGCAAUGGAGGUCUGGGACUGGUCAGCGCCUGGUUGGGAGACUACCUUGGAAAAACAGGAAUUCUGCCUUGGGUUCAUUUGUGGAAGAAAAGUGGGCUUAACAACACAGGAAAGAAAGAAAUCACACCAGGAAUAACCAAAAUUUUAGGCAGAAACUUUUUUUUAAUCAGCUGCAUUCCAUCCAUCCAUCCAUCCAAUAUCAUCCAUUUAAAAUAAACUUAUUUUGGGGUGAUCACAGACAUUGUAAAGGGUGAUAGCAAUGGCUAGCACCCGUCAGUCACUUUCUGAGGAAUUUGUUUCCAGAGCAGUCAAAUUCAUCCGUGCUUUUCAUGAAUGGCUUUCUUCGCUCCGUAAAAUAAGUCAGCUUGACAUUCAACAUACAGAUUGGUUUUCUGGCAAGAAUGAAGAACUCGUUGAGACUAUCCAAUUUUGACACAAUAGGAGGAGUUAGGUUAGUGACUCAAAAUCCACUUUUACAAGUGACAGAGUUAGGCCCCUUUGUUCACCAAUGCAGGCAUUUUCCUGAAUUUGUUCUCACGCAGUUUGUAACGGAGAAGAUGGUUGUUUAUUUUCUUUUUAAAAAAUCGGGUUCAUACAAAAUGUGGCUUCAGACAAAUGUAUCAUUAGUCGCCUGUCAUUACCUUUGAAAUUAUUAAUGCAUUUCGGCAAGUCUUUAUUGCCACUAAAAGUAAAAAUGCUACAAAAUGAGGUUGAAUAAUCAGUUGCAGGACAUCCAAAUGUAUUCAGACACCUUUAAUAAAACUGGCCAGUGGCCUCAGAAAGAGUCUUUAUUGUUUACCAUGGGCCUCUAGUUCAGACUGAAAGCCAAUGUCGAUUCCUACCUUGGGGUGGGAGCAAAGAGGGGCCCGGAAGUCCCAGUACCUUAAUCUCAAUUCUUAUUCUCCUUUUGUGAAUGACAGGGAUACAUCGCCACCCGGCUCUUUUCUCGACGGGCCUGCUUUGUCAUGAAAAUGGAAAAAGGCUACAUUCCAGAGCUGGAAGAAGUUGGGCGGCUGGCAUAUGAGAAGCAGGUAACUGCAGAGUUCAUUACAGACAUCUCAGUGUAUAUAUCAUACACUGUACAUGCCUAUUCUGUUUAUGCACUUUGGUUUUUAAAAAAAUAUGUUGUAUUGUCUUUUCCAUGGAUAUAUCCUCUAACAAUAUUUCUCUAACAAUUUUCCAUAUUUCCCCCCCUCCUCCCCUGGACUUCCCUCAUACUCCCACUUUGUUUUAUUUCCAUAUUACUCACCCUGCGUGUUCUUUCCCAAAAUUUUCCCAAUACAUAUAGUCUUACUUUUUUAUAUAUACAAUUGUGUUUGUUUAUUCAAACCCUGCCAGUGAGUCCAAUUCUUUAUGUUGCCUCUUCAUAUAUGUUGUAAAUGGUUCCCAUUCCCUCUGGAAAUGAGUUACUUCAUAAACACGUUCCCUUUUUAGAUGAUGAACAAGAUGAUGUCCUCCAGAAACGUGUGGGUGAAAUAUGAACCCAGUGACUCUUUCUUCGGAGAAAUCAAGGAGUGGCUUGUUUUCGGCAGCUCCAUCGAGAAGCUCUGCAAGAACGUGCCCGUUUACAAAGUUGAAAAAGUUGAGAGUGAGUAUUCACAGUCCAGCCAAACAGCUGCUUCAGUUUGGAAAUGGAACUUCCAGAGUCGUUAAAUGUUGGAAGUGCAGUGGAAAUGCAGAUCAAACUAGACCAAAAGAGCUCCGCAAACUGGAGUGGUAGGUUUUCUGGAUUGGUUACUGAAGAGGUGUAGGAAUGUUCGGGGUGGCAGGAGAGGAUAUAUUGUUUAUUAAUAUCCUUCCUAACUUGUGCUAGGGACGUGGGUGGCGCCUUGGGCUUGCUGAUCAGAAGGUCAGCAGUUUGAAUCCCCGCAAUGGGGUGAGUUCCCAUUGUUCAGUCCCUGCUCCUGCCAACCUAGCAGUUCGAAAGCACGUCAAAGUGCAAGUAGAUAAAUAGGUACCACUCCAGCGGGAAGGUAAAUGGUGUUUCCGUGUGCUGCUCUGGCUUCACCAGAAGCGGCUUAGUCAUGCUGUCCACAUGACCCAGAAAAACUGUCUGCGAACAAAUGCCGGCUCCUUUGGCCAGUAAAGCAAGAUAAGCGCCGCAACCCCAGAGUCGUCCACAACUGGGCUUAAUGGUCAGGGGUCCCUUUACCUUUAACUUGCGUUAGCAAGUUUCUUUGCUUAGCAGAGUUUACAUUCCCCCUCUCAUGCACAGCAGAUAGCUGGUUGCAGGCUUGUGCAAGCCUCUCACUAUUAUACAAUUCAGUCUGUCUCAGAUUGAAUUGCAUAUUCCUGGUAAGUUCCCUUGAAUCCCUCUUAAAAGAAUAAAGACACAACAAUCUUAUUCAAAGUCGAUAAAAGAAGUUUACUUACAUCAGUUCACAGUUGGAUCCCUGAAGGCAGACUUAGUUACAAAUAUGUACAUGGGGAUCUACCCCAUAUGGGGGAAUAAUCCCAGUGCUUCUGCUAGAUGAGAAGCUAGCAGAGCAGUCCUAGAUAAAAGCUGGUCCAACGAAGAGGGAAGAGAGAGAGUGGUGCAUGACUCGUCCUUUUGUUACCUGGACAGGUAAGGUCACGGCCACCUUCUAUCACAUGCAAAGGAAGGAUGUUCCAGCCCAGGAGGAACAGGAAAGUUUUGACUGGCUGGACCAGACAUUCCCCUGCAUGUCUUCUCUAGCAUUACAAGGAAUGUUGUACUUGACUGCUCUCAGUGGAUUACAUCCCACAAGAGGACUAUCUCACUAACUGCCUAAUAGUGCAAUCUUAUCCAAGUCUAUGAAGCUUCACUGAGUUCACAGGGACUUGCUCUCCACCCAGUAAGUGGGUAUAGGAUUGCAGUUUUCAGGUCUCAAAUUUAUUUUUUAUGUUUGUGUGUAAUUUGUUUUUCUUGUCUCCUCCCACCUAGGUGGAUUCCAUGCCGGCGGCUGUGCCAAGGCUGGCAUCCUUGGCAUUCUGGGCAUCUCCAUCUGCGGAAACCUCAACCUGUAGACCUCCUGAGCUGCCUCCCAGUAUUCCAUGCUUUUCCAAGCUUUGCUCCUCCCCGUGAAUUAUCUCACUUUCCUCAGCUUCUUGGGCUUUCUUCUGCUUCCCUUGAAAGCUACAGCCCAACCCAAGACCUGUUAAUAAAGAAAAGCAACUUCCCAACCCUC